This is a messenger RNA of Penaeus vannamei (Pacific white shrimp), 2451 nucleotides long. Its product is annotated as probable muscarinic acetylcholine receptor gar-1. Gene Ontology annotation, biological process: G protein-coupled receptor signaling pathway. Gene Ontology annotation, cellular component: plasma membrane. The record is from RefSeq and is a predicted model, not a curated record. NCBI's taxonomy places the organism in Eukaryota, Metazoa, Arthropoda, Malacostraca, Decapoda, Penaeidae. Gene Ontology annotation, molecular function: G protein-coupled receptor activity.
CUCUGGGAAGUGGGAGGGAGUGGCCAUGCGCUCGGGUUUUGGUGAAUACAUUUAGUGACAAUUUGAAAAAAAAAAUAUCAGGAAAUCGAACGAAAACAUGUAAAACAAAUUGAAAAGGAAGAAAACGAAUCAUGGAAAAUGAUGCCACAGAAAACGGGAUACUGCAUGUUUCAUCAGGGGAUCCUCGUGGAAUUUACGGCGCUUGUAAAGAUGUCAACAUUUCUUACAUCUACCAUGUUGAGGGCACAUGCGAUGGCCGGAUGUCCCUCCCCCUCAUGGUCGUCAUGUUGGUUCUGGGAUUCAUCACAUUCUUCGUCAACCUCGGAGUCAUCAUCAGAACCAUCAAGAUUCUGCGCCACAGCCAUGACAACAAACCCGCUUUCUAUUUUAUAGGAAAUCUCGCCCUAAGUGACCUGGCUAUUGGCCUAUAUGUGAUUAUUGCUUUUCUGAUGCAUAUGACACGCAGAGGUGACCUUUGGCAGCAGACAACGUGUACAUUGCAAAUAGCCGUUGCGGUGACGGCCUGCCAGGAGACAAUCUUCACCAUUGUGCUGAUAGCGGUAGACAAAUACCUUUAUAUCUGCCACGGCCUCAAAUACCACCAGAUUGUCACCACCAACAGAGUGUAUGCUGCUGUCAUGCUGUCUUGGGUGUUGUCCCUUAUCAUAGGUUGGCUUCCGGCCAUGGGGAUGAAGAUGAGCUGGGAAGAGUCGUGCAGUCGCUGUGCUUUCGCUCAAGUCAUAUCGCCAAACUUCUCCAUUAUUUUCUUCAUUACGUCUGUGGCCUUUCCCUACGCCGUGGUGGUGACGCUGUACUCGAUGCUGCUCGUGCUGGCGGUCAAGAUGCAGAAGUCGCGCUACGGGGGAUCCUACACCGGCAGGACCUCCGCCAGGUCGUCGAACUUCAGACUCUCUCUCAUGUCGAAGAAGUCCACCAAGUCCACCAAGUCCAUCUCGACAACCACCACGACCAGCUCCUCGAGUGGGACCCUGAGGAAGGCCGGGCGGCGGCAGAUGCGGCGGAAGGCCCUGGAGGAAUACAAGGCCACCCUCCCAGACUUCGCCGAGAGGGACGUGACGGCCAAGCUGAUCGCGCACAGGUCGGUGUCCGAGGAGGAGGAGGGGAAGGGAGGCGGGCCGAAGGAGGGAGGAGGAGGAGGAGGCAGUGCUGUGAUGGAGGGUAAUAACGCCGAGGAGGGAAGGCAGGAAAAUGAAGUCUUGUACAAAGAUAAGGAUGAAAAUAAGACGAGAGAUUCACAAGAUGGGGAUAUAGUGGGUAGACCUUAUACUACUGAGGAAGACAUUCCAUACAUUUCGCCAAAGAGCGCCGAAGAUGAUAUCGAAAGUGAACGAGACGACUGUGUGAACGAAGGAACGGUAGAACAAGACGAAGCAGAGACAAAUACUAACAGAGAACAAGAUGAAGAAAACGACAUCGACCACACUGAUCAAGAACAAGAACAGGAACAAGAACGCUCCUCGACGAACAAUGAAAACUCUCCCGAACCUCGUGAACCGGACGAAAAAACAGAUAAACGAGACAGCAUCGAGUCUUCAGAAGUAUCCCCUCCAACAAAGAUGGCGGACGAAGAAAACGGCGACGCAAAGAAAACGGAAGAGAGCGCGUCCCGAAGGAGUACUUGGCUCCCGACGAAAUACUUCAAUCGCGUCAUGACGGACACGAGAGACAAAGUCCUUUUCCUCAAGAAAUGCCGGGCCGUCAAAACCGUAAUCCUCAUCAUCGGUUCCUUUACAGCUACCUACGUCCCCUUCGUUGUAGGCGUCAUGGUUUACUGUCUCGAGGAAAAGAAAAGGGAGUGCCUCCUGCACCUCUUGAACACUCUACUGUACUGUGGCGUUGUGGCGAACUCGCUGGCCAACCCGAUGCUGUAUGCCUACGGUUACAGGGAGUUCAGGCUCAAAACGAGGAGGUUUAAGGGCGUCUUUGCGAGGGAGAGAACGAGGGUUGUGACUUGAUUCGUUUUACAAUUACACAAAACUGUUUAUAUUUAGGUAUUGUAAAUAUUUUAAAAGUUAGGGCGCGGUAGAGGUUUACAACAGGAUCGCACCCAACUCAAACGAACAACCAUGGCGGAUUCCAUGGGGUUUAUGGGCAUUUUGUAAAGUAAAAAAAAGAGAUAACGGAAAACUCGAGAAAAUUUUAUUUUGAGUAAUAAAUAAGCAACAAAUAGGAAAAAAAAUCGGAGCCAAUAUUAAGUCACGGAAGAUUCGUCGCGGCCCUUAGCGAAAGCCCCAAUAAAUGAAGCCCCAUCCUAAAGGCAUAAUUUCCUACAAAGAACAGCUUUCCCCAAGGACCCCCUCCCCCUCCCCUCCCCCGAUUUCUCACUAGCCUAGCUCCGCCCCUUCCCAAUCACCUUAUUAACCUAGACCCUUCCCAAUCAUUGCUUCCUACCCGACUGCUACAACCGUUAGAAUACUCUGUACUUUAAAA